Molecule: messenger RNA, 879 nt
Organism: Lactuca sativa (garden lettuce)
Lineage: Eukaryota; Viridiplantae; Streptophyta; Magnoliopsida; Asterales; Asteraceae
Source: RefSeq, a predicted model, not a curated record
AUGGAAUAUGCUACACAAUGGCUUUUUGUAGCUCUUUUACUAUGGAAUUCGCUAUGGAAUUGCAUUCACCUGACCGAUAUGUGUCCUCAAUUGCAAAAAGAAGAAUAUGAAGAAUCAAAUGCUAUGGGAGGCUAUUCCGGGCAAAAUCAAAGAACUUAUGAUCAGCCCCGAGGAAAUCAAGGGUGGAACAACAACCAAAACAUGGGCUAUCAACAAAGACAACCACCCCAUUACCAAGCAAGGCCACCAUUUCCACAACAAAAUUACCAACCGAGGCAACCACAACCUCCUCCUCAACAAGUUAGCUCCUCGAGCAUGUCCUUAGAAGACAUAGUCAAAAGCCUUGACACUAGCACUCAAAGUUUUCAACAAGAAACAAAGGCAAGCAUCAAGAAUCUUGAGCAACAAAUGGAACAACUUGCUCAAUCGAUGAGUAAAAUGGAAGAUCAAGGCAAACUGCCUCCUCAAAACGAAAAAAACCCAAAGCACAAUGCUUAUGCAAUUAGCUUGAGGAGUGGAAAGAAAUAUGAUGGCCCAAAGAUGCCCAAAGAAGAAGAAGAGGAGGAGUUGGUGAUAGAAGAACCACCAAAGAAGGAUGAAAAGAAAGAAAAAAUGGUGGAGAAAAAGAAGCCGAAAGAGAAAGAAGCAAAGAUCACACAACCACCUUUUCCAUCAAGAUUGAGCAGCAAUAAAAAAGAGAGAGAAUAUAGUGAAGUAAUGAAAAUGUUUUGGAAAGUGGAAGUCAACAUCCCUAUCUUAGACGCGAUCAAACAAGUACCUAGAUAUGCUAAGUUCCUUAAGGAACUUUGCACAUCUAAAAAGAAGCUGCAAGGUAAUGAGACAGUGAAAGCAAGUGAAAAUGUUUAUGUAGUUUUGUAG